Messenger RNA from Siniperca chuatsi (mandarin fish), 1654 nucleotides. RefSeq lists its product as uncharacterized. Lineage: Eukaryota; Metazoa; Chordata; Actinopteri; Centrarchiformes; Sinipercidae. Gene Ontology annotation, cellular component: membrane raft. The record is from RefSeq and is a predicted model, not a curated record. The coding region runs from base 130 to 918 and encodes 262 amino acids. Gene Ontology annotation, biological process: positive regulation of cytokine production; regulation of B cell differentiation; B cell receptor signaling pathway. Gene Ontology annotation, molecular function: transmembrane signaling receptor activity. The transcript is spliced from 6 exons.
UGGCUUUGCCAAAUACAGGAAACCAAACACUGCAGUUUAAUGAACCAAGAGAAAUGAGAAACACAGAGUAGAUACGCAGAACAAAUUCACAAAGAAGAAUAUAAACAGCCCACAAAAACCCUGAAAGUCAUGGAAGCUCAACAAUUUUGGCACCUUUCUUUCAUGUCGACUUGGAUAUUUGUCUUUUUCUUCCCUUCUGUAUGCUCAGGAAUGGACACACCAAAAAUAGACCUGGAAAGCACAGUCUUUGUGGCCCUUGCAGGCGAAGACCUCAAAAUUAAAUCUACCUUGAAGGUGCCAGCAAACCAAAGUAGCGACAUCCUGACGUGCCAGUCCAAUAAUCUCAACAGACAGAUAUACAGCUGUGACGUCGCUGCGACGGCUGGCCAGCCAAAAGAUUUUGAACUGACAUUGGAGCUGAAAAACCUGAGUUCAGGAGAAUACUAUUGCCAAUAUAAAACAGCCAAGGUGUACUGGUUUGUUCGAGUGAGAAAUGAGGGCUACAUAAAGCUCGUAAUGUUGGAUUACACAGAAUUCAUCAUAGUUGCCGUCUUCACUGCUGUGCUGCUGGUUUUCAGUGUGGUCGGUUCGAUGUGUGUCUUCAGGGGACAUUGGAAAGAACGCAUCACUAAAGGUGGCGACACCAGCAGAAAACGAAAGCAGAACAGAGAAGAAAGGAAGGAGAGAAAGACAGAGGAAGACAACAUGGAUGUGAUAACUGCUCAGUCUACGUCUUUCUAUGCUAGUCUAGAGCCUCGGCCCAAGUCCAUUUAUGAUGUGCUGGACCACUCGGCUGCCAACAAAGAGCCAGACCAAAGCAAAGCUAAACCCAAGAAAAACAAACCCCCAAAAACGAUGGCGCAAACCACACAACCCAAGCAGGAAGAUGUAUCUGAGUCUGUCUAUGAGAAUUUUUGAGUCUUAAAAAAGUAUUUAUAGCAGUCGCUGAGAUGAUCUCACUUUGUUUUGCUGUGUCAUUGUCACCUGUUACCAGUGGCAGAAAAUGUAUGUAGAUUCUUUAAAAGUAAAAGCAAAAAAGUAAAAAUACUGAGGUACAUGUAAAUUUAUUAAGUAAAAAUACUAAAAUACUAUCAGAGAAAUGUACUAAAAGUAAAAAUUCAAAAGUACUCACUAUGCAGGCAAAAUGGCUUCUAUCAGUGUUACAUUAUAAUGCAUUAUACUGUUGGGUUAUUAUUAUGGAUGCGUUAACAUGUAACAAGCAUUUUAAUGUUGUUGCUGGUUGCGGUGGAGCUAACUAGUUUAUUACUGUAAAACAAUGCUUUAUAUAUUUUUAAAAUGUGAAUCUGCAAAGUAACUAUAGUGGUCAAAUAAAUACACAAUAAAAUAAAGUACAGAAUUUCCAUCUGAAAUGUAGUGGAGUAAAAGUAUAAAAUAACAUGUAAAGUUUCUCAGAAUUGUACUUAAGUGCAAUACUUAAGUUAAUCUACUUAGUUAAUUUCUAAACAUUUCUGUCCCUGUUAUCUGUCUCAGUCUGACUUCUGUCUCGUGGUUUAAUUUUAUUUUAUUUGUAUUUUACAAUAUACAAAUAUUUGUAUAUAUGUUGUGUGUGUGUCUGUGUACUAUGAAGGGGCAACAACUUACAUUUCAUUUUGCAACCCUGUGUUGUAAAAUAACAAUAAAUGAACCUCGAUAC